GAAGGUCCGAAAUCAUUUUGGCUCAAAAUUAUCAGAAUGGAUAUCAUUGUGUAGAUAAUAAUUAAUACAUUUUUUUAUUGUGACAAAAACUUUUAAAACUAAAAAAAGAUAGUUAAGUUAAGAAUAGUAGGGAUUAUUAAAAUUCAAAUUGACUAUUGAAAUUAUCUCGAAAAUAUGAGCUAAGAGAAAAAAAGAAGAAGAUUGGGAUAAGGUCAACUCAUUUGCCUGGAUCCCAAAUUUAAAUGAGCUCAACUUGAGAGAUGGUGUAGAAUUUGAGUUAAUCAAUUUUGAAAGUUUGUUAGUGGUUACAUAUAUAUAUUUAUUCACACAGGAUGAAGAAAUUUGGCUUCCGGUCACACAAUCCAACUGGUAAAAACUUUCGAGAGACACUCGAUCGGGAAGUAUGAGGUCUCAUGUUCGACCCACCUUGAGGCCAUUUUUGUGGUGUUCCUGUAAGCAUAAAAAAGGAAUCUUAGUGGAUGGCCCAAAGGGCUCAAGCAGAUGAACACCCAGGUUUGGUCUCGCUCCGCCAUCGCUCAAGCGGUGUGUGCGUGGGGAUCGAGACGGGUUACGGUUACAACUCUUCUGUAUCAAGGCAAAUCUGGGUAUUGUAAUUUUUUUUAUUAACUACUUUAUUUGUAUUAAUUACACUUUGAGAAUUAAAAAUCUAUAUUAAAUACAUUAUUAAAAAAAAUCGUACAAUAAAUACAUUUCUCUUUCUUUAUUUUCUAACAACCACUUUAUUUCAAUCGGAGAAAGUCCACAGGUCGAAAAGAGAUGCGAAGAGCAUCAAGCAUGAAAUUCAUUAAUGAGCUCUCUGUUCUAAUUCUUGCUACAACAAUUUCCUUAUAUAUUUAGGUCAAUCAUCCCAGCUUCUGGGUAAUCGAAAUAUUCCAAAGGGAUGAUCGUUUCAUUUUUCCAGUCGAGAAUUUGGCCUCUCCUCAUACUCUGUACAAUUUGGAUUCCCAAUCUUCCUCGCCAAAUACAGUCAGCACAACUCAAUGAUUUCUAACUGGUAUUCGGCGCCGGAUGAGUUCCAUACCCAUUUGGGUUCUCUUCGGACUGCUUGAUUCCAGCUCGAUUUGUACCUAUUCGUUUUCGUACAAAAUUAAUAAAUAUCGAAAAAACAUCAAUACUUUGAAGCAUAAUAGAUGGGCUCCUCUCCUACCAACCACAACUAAUUAAAAACUGACUUCUAUAUGUUGUUGUGGUGUGUUCUUCGGUCGUCGACUUAUUUCCUUAAGAACAGGGAAGUUUUUUAAUUGAUCAAGAAUUGAUUAAAAAAAGACUACAUAGUGCCAAGUCUACAAAAUAAAAUAAAAAUUGUAAUGAAAAAGUCUACUAUAAUAAUAAUAAUAAUAAUAAUAAUAAUAAUAAAAGACUACAUUUAUCUUUAUAUAAGACUCUAAUAGUCAAUCCUUAAGCCCUAACUCAUCCUUCCUAAGAAAUGUCAAUUUCCAAUUAAUGAAAUAGAUGCACUAUUAUAUGCUAUUUAAAUUUUAAUUAAGGCAAUUAGCGGUAUCCACCCACACAUAAAGACAUAAUUAUUAUAUAUAACAUUGAUCGCCACCAUUCAAAUUCUGCAAUUCCAUCCCAAUCUCUCUGAUACUCAUCAUCUCGACCAGAAAAGCAAAUAGCAUACAGUCAUGGUUCUCUUUGAUUUCAAGUCCGACAAGCACUACGUUGCUUCCUCGGACAAUACAACCCUCAAAGUCUACGAGUUGACCAACCCUACUACUGUUAAUCCUUCCUCCAUCGGAAAGAAUCACUGGAAGGAAGCCGCUACCAUCACAGCCCGUGAUCAAGAUCAAAGCAACGAUGCAUCAGCAGAGGAUGAGGAGGAGGAAUCUUACGACGGGCUGAUGUUCUUCGAUGGUCAUGGGAAGAUCGAGGGACGGGAGGCGUUGACCAAGCUAGCCCAACACCUCACCCGGCUCCAAUUGAGGGUCAGCCCUCAAGGGUUUUGCUUCCAGGAUGUUACCGGGCUAGGCGAGCACAAAGAGUUUGGGUUUCACUACCUCCGAUUGAACGAUCUUUUCAACUGGCCGUAUCACGGUAUCAAAAUAGCGGGCAUCACCACGUGGCGACGCACGGUGUUGCAGUACUCCGUACCGAGAGUGGAGAAGCGGCCGAUGGCUGGAGGAGCUUCCGUGAGCAAGAAGAAGUACGAGGAGUUGAAAAGAAUGAUCGAAGAAAGGGAUGAAAAGAUCGGAAAGAUGAGGGAGGAGAUGGAAGAACAAGAUUGGGAGAUGGAAAAGCUAAAAGAAGAGAGGGGGAAACACGGGGUAGAGCUACGGGAGUUGGAGAAGAAAAAUGGCAAGGAGCUGCGGAAGCUGUCGAAGCAAAAAGAUGGCGAGCUGGAAACUCUGAAGAGGGAGAAGGACGUGGAGUUGGAGGAGAAAGACGAGGAGUUAGAGACGUUGAGAAAAGAAAAGGACGACGCAGCAAAGCUGAGCAAAGUGAAGGAUGAGGAAUUGAAAAAACUGAGGGAGGAGGUGAAGAAUAUGAAAAGAGCUAAUAAGAAGGAAGAUGAAGCAGCCGCAGUAGGCGAGAAGGGAAAGAUGACGGUGGACAUUGAUGAAUGGCAGAAGCUGAAGAAGGAUGCAGCGGAAAUGAGGCAAGAGGUAAUGAAGAAGGACGAAGAGAUGAAAAGAAGGCUAGAAAAAGUGGGAAAUGAUAACGAAGCAUUGCAGAAGCUUGUGAAUGAGAAGACCGCCGAGUCUCAGAAGCUAAGGAGCGAGAACGAAGAAAUGAUGAAAGAGAAUGCAGCUGAAAUGCGAAAGCUGAAAGACCAACUGUUACAAGUUCCUCGCGAGCCGGAGCAACGUCAACCCAAGCAAUCAUGGGUGAAGACAACUACAACUAAAUUAGUGCCCCUUUCUAUGUGCAAUGACGACAUAAUAAGGAGAAGACGACCGGUGCCACGUGAUUCUUUUUGCAUCGAUGAACGCAAAUCGGGUAAUUUCAACUACCGUCCAUAUCAGAAGGGGAGCGUGCCGUUCUCGUUUAACAGUUCGAUCAGUGCAGUGGAUGAAGAUCCCAAAGAUUGGCCUCCUCCUCCCAAGAUGAAUGUGUACAGUUCUUCUGGCUCAUUUGACCAAGACAGCUGGUGGCUUAUGAAGACGACUCACUUGAGUGAUGGCAGCUUGACGAUGAUGGCUUAUUAUGACGGCAAUUUUCGAUGUUCUGUCUUCCCGGAGAAUUAUUACCCUAUCCGACUUCCCUAUUCGUGGGACAAUCAUUUAAUGGCAGGUACAAGUUUCUUCUUGGUUCACGUAGGCCGCGAAUACAAGCUUGCUUUCAUGUACCGCGACUAGCUAGGGCGACGACGGGUUGGUGUUGGACUUGGCCCACACAGCCUGAAGCCCACCAUCGUUAAGCCUAUCAAAGGCCUUUUAAUGACAGCCCACUGCAGCCUCCCAAGUCAUUAUCAUCCUUCACCUUGGCUCGUCAAUCUCCAAAAGCAGAAGUCCCAAAAGUGCUCCUUUUUCACAAAGCCAGCUCCAAAAACAGAGAAAUAGGCAUACUGCCUUUUCAGAGCAUGAAGUCGGUCACCUCUCACCCUCCAAGAGCCCUUUUGCACCCCUUGAUGGAAGCUUCAUCAUCACCAUCUUUUAGUUCCUCAACGGUCAUCUUCCUGAAGCUCUAUUUAAGAGCUACGAAUCCAUCUUCUCAUAUUUGAUGGUUCGGCAACGGGAAAUAGGGAUUCUUUUGGGUUGUUGAUGGGUCCAGAUUUGCUAGUUUACUCUGUAGAUUACAAGAGCAAUGGCUGGGUAAUCUAAGAGUGUUGAGUUUUCUAGUUUCCUACAAUAGCUUGGAUUAUAGUGAUUAAGAUCUGGAUAGCCGGGUGGGUUAUAGUGAUCUAUAUCUGGGUAGCCAAGUGUUGUGAGGGUUCUGAGUUCUUUUUCUGUUCUUCAUUUUCUGUUCUUCAUCGUCUUCUUUAUUCUCUUGUUUAAAGCAGAUUGAUUCUGCAGAUUUCUUCUCUUCCAAUUCUAAUAAUAUUUUUAGUUUCAUUUUCAUCCUCUGUUCUUUCCAAUUAAAAGUCUUCAAAAGCCCCAUCCUUUGAUUCAACAAUUGGCAGUUUGGUUUUUUGUCAUCAGUAGUUGGGGAUCACCUCCGGCGCCGAUGCUGCUUGCCGACCAAGCUUUCGGAGGCGUCUAAGUUUCUCUAUUAAUUCUGCUAAAUUUGCUGUAUUUUUUUAUUUUUUUUAUUUCUUCUUUCUUAGUUAUUGUCACCCUUUGUAAGAUUAUUUAAAAGGGAAUCACGUUCAACAACAAACAACCCAUAUAUAUGGGGCGAGGGAGAUGAGGUUCAUUUCAGAUUUCAGUCGAGUGCAAGAACAUCCACCCGAGCAGCGAUGGAUCCAAGACAUAGUAAAGCACUGAGUCACAUUUUAUUAGAAAAUUAGAUAUUGCAAAUUUUUUUUUUCUUCUUACAAUAUCAAUUGUACAUGUCCAUCUUUUAAUAUAACAAAUUCAUCAAUAGUGGAGUAUACACCCAUACGGCAUACCAAUAGCAUACUAUUCUCCUUCGAAUAAAAAAGUUAACCAAUCAGCGAGAACUUCAUCGCUCAUUUUGUUGCACAAAUCAUAUUUCAUCUGUUCCAUUGUUGAAAAGGUUUUCUCCAUAGUAGUUGUUGACACGGGCAAUAUCAUCACUAGACAAAUCAAUCGACUAAUCAAUUUGUAUUGUGUGUUCAUCCAUCUUUCCAUGAGAUGCUUUAGUAAUUUUUCAAGAGAACAAACCUCAUAGUUCUUUUAGUCUUGGGUAAUGUCUAUUUUUUAUCCAAAUCUUUUUCAGAUUCUUUUAUAUUAUCCAAAUCUAUCGAAAUACUAAGAAUUAGCCAAAUUUUAACUUCCAAUUAGCAAUUUUGUUAGUAAUGAUGACUUGGCAACAUGAUACUGACUUGGAAGAGACACAUGAAGGUCAACAUUCCAAAAUUUUAGUAUUUUAACUAAGAAAAGAGUUACAAAAUUAUUAACAAUAACGUAGAAAUGGCUAAUAUUUUGAUGCAUUACGAAAGAUUUGGAUAAUUAAUAGCAUUUUCAUAGGUGGAUAAAAAAUAGACAUUGCCCUUUAGUCUUUUACGUUUUAGAGUUUUAGAAUUUUAGGUUGCAUUGUUUGUUUUUAUUUAGAAGAGAAUCAUUGGAGCUAGUAUUUCUAGGCUAAAUUUGGAGUUGUGAUUUGAACAUAUUCAUCUAACCCAUUUUCUCAAUUAUACACAAUUUUAUUAUAAAAUAACAUUGGACCGAAUAGCUAAAAUCGAUAAACUUAUAAGAACUAUACUAGCUCCGAAUGCAGAAGAGGGCUGGCCCGUAGCCCGGGGCGGCCACCCUUGGAUCCGCCACUACCCCGAGAAAGAGUAAGCUUCAACCAAUCCCAAGAACCAAACUUAUCGCCAUUAAAAUAAACCCCAAAAGUUUCUGUUCUUGAUUUGGUAGAUGAGUAUUCAGAUGCGCAAUGCAAUCAAAAGCAUGAUUCUUCUUCUUUUGCUUUCUUUGAUUUGCUUUUAGGGUUAGUUUGUGAACUUCUUCUUCUUUUGCUUUUAGGGUUAUUUUGUGAAGAAACCUUAGCUGCCACUCUAAUUCUCUCUCAACUCUUCUAACCUCUCGAUAGAAAUGAGAGAAUGUUCUGUCCAAACUCUUUUAAUUUUGAGUGUUUCUUACAUACUUCAUUUGUAUGGACUCGCAUCUGGUCAUUGUUUUUUAAUAAUAAGUCAUAAUGUAUAUGAGAACAAUAAUAAAUAAUUAUAUAUAGAUACAUAAAAGCUGUAGUUGUAAUGCCAUUAGAGUUUAAGUUGACUUUUAAUGGGUAAAAAAUUUCCACAGAUUCCUUCGUUUUAGAAAAAAAAAACUAUUUGUCCAACCAAGUAGCACAAUUAAGCAUGUCAAACUAUUUUGUUUUGUACUUUAUAUACUGAUCCCUUCAACAAGUCAACUUUGUACUCACCACUUGCUUUGGAAAAACGAAGUUUAAUUAAAAUCAAAUUGCUAUUGGUUUUUUUAUUGAAUUUAUUUUGGUACUGGUUUUCGCUCGUUGUUGGUUUUGGUUGAUUAUGUUAAUGGUAUGGUUUUUUUUUUUUUUAAAGAACACACUCAUAUAGCUUUCAAAAUGUUUCAAUUUAGAAUUUUUAAAAAUAUAUUAAAGUGACCUAAAAUAAAAUCCUGAUCUUUCAUUUUAUGAACCCAUAAAGAAUGUUAAAAAAAUUUAGCAGCAAUA
Molecule: messenger RNA, 6219 nt
Organism: Linum trigynum
Lineage: Eukaryota; Viridiplantae; Streptophyta; Magnoliopsida; Malpighiales; Linaceae
Source: the annotation of a GenBank genome assembly